Molecule: messenger RNA, 1184 nt
Organism: Salpingoeca rosetta
Lineage: Eukaryota; Choanoflagellata; Craspedida; Salpingoecidae
Exons: 8
Coding region: 177-800 (207 amino acids)
Biological process (GO): intermembrane lipid transfer; ceramide transport
Cellular component (GO): cytoplasm; cytosol; membrane
Molecular function (GO): ceramide 1-phosphate binding; ceramide 1-phosphate transfer activity
Source: RefSeq, a predicted model, not a curated record
CUUGCUUUCACACACACAACAAAAAACGAAAAUAAAAUUGCCAGUCAUCCGCGCCAAACCAAAACACCGCACACACACUCACUCAUUCCACAACACACACACACACACACGCACACAACACACAAGCACGAUCGCUCAUCACAACAACCACGACAGCAGCCAACUCGACGACCACGAUGUCCCUCCACGCGGUGGUUGAAUCCUCGCGCGCUCUGCGCAAGCACUUUGAUGAGAACAAGAGCAUCUCCGCCUCCUUGUACAUCCGACACUAUAGGGACAUAUCUGGCAUGCUCAGCGGUCUUGGCAUGGUGUUUUCUUUCGUGACAAAGGACAUUGACUCCAAGAUCUGCAUCCUGGAGACGCACUUGGAGAAGCGAGACACCGAAACCCUCGACGAUAUUGUCCUGUUUGAGGUGAAAAACAAGUGCACCAACACGAAGAAGCCCAAGAGCGCCGCCCGCACCCUCCUCCGUCUCCACCGCGCACUCGAGUUUAUCCACCACUUUAUUGAGCGGUUGCAUGCGCUGGAGCCGAGUGACAGCGCCGUCCCAGCAGCACAGGAAGCAUACAGACACACUCUGAGCCAGUACCAUUCGUGGAUGAUCCGCCAGACAGUGCAGGUUGCACUGCGGACGCUCGACAACAAGGACGCACUGCUGCUUCGGGUGACCAAGACGGAGGACCGGCCGCACAAGCACGUGGAACCCAACGCCAUCAGGAUGCUGUGUGAGGACUUGAGGAGGAUCUGGGAGCAUGUGCAGACCAUGUUUGACGAGCACGACUUGCACGGCUUGCCAUGAUGACCAUACCUUCACACCUUCUCUGCUUAGUCUGCUUGCUAUCUUUUCUCCUAUCAACCUCUUCCUCUGUUACCCUUACGUCGUCGUCGUUGUUAUUGUUGUCACUUGUGUUGGCUUGCCCUGUUAUAUAUUGUGCAAUUGGCCGGCUGAUUGAUUGGUCUUUCCUAACUCCGUGCUCGUGCGUGUGACGCGUCACCCACAAAUCAUCACGCAUGCCGCAACCACGUGUCACAUGUCAUCACAACCACGCUGUGCCAUCAAUGUUCAUCGCCAUGGUCUUAACAAUGUGUCUCGUGUCCGUCUCGUGCCGGCAUUGCCACCUCUUAUCAAAGCAACACGUGUGACGUGUCACGAUCACAAUAAAACGAUCCCCAAAAUGCUGCA